GGUGUCAACAAAGAGAAAAAUGAAAGAAAAUCGAAAAAUAAUCCAGACACCUGCAAAAUGAGAUGGAUUUUGGGUUUAGGGCACCACGAAAGAUGAUAAUUCAAUGCUAUGGGAAAACUUAAGUGCUUCGAAAUUGUACUGAAUGAGAAUAAGACCGUAUAUCACCCAGGGGAACGAGUUUCAGGGCAAUGUGUUGUGGAGCUAAAAGGAGACAUGAGAAUGCGCGCUCUGCGCGUAUUCAUGCGAGGUGUUGCAAAGGUGCAUUGGACAGAAUCUCGAAGCACCGGCACACGAUUAGGUUCUUACACAGAACAUUACAAUGCUGAGGUUGAAUACUUUUAUAAGAGACAGGUGCUAUUUGGAGGAGAUAAUCCUAUUGUCCGUGAAACACUCACUGAAGGUCGCCAUGAGUUCAAUUUUUCCUUUGAAUUACCAAUGGGGGGGAUAUCUACCUCUUUUGAAGGUAAACAUGGGAGUGUACGAUAUUGGUUGAAAGCUGAGAUGGACAAACCAUGGUCAUUUAACCACAAAACAAAGAAAGCUUUUACUGUGAUUAGCCCUAUAGAUAUCAACAAACCUGAAUACCAGAUACCAGUAGAGAACAGUGUAGAGAAGACCCUCUGCUGUUGGCUGUGUACGUCAGGUCCUAUCUCAAUCAGUGCUCGAACAGACAGAAGAGGAUACUGUCCUGGUGAAUCUAUAGCCAUUUCUGCCGAUUUUGAGAAUCAUUCCUCAAGAACAAUCAUCCCUUAUGCCACAUUGCAUCAAACUCAGACAUUUUUUGCUAACGGCAAGUCACGGGUUAGAGGAACCAAGUUCACAGUUCUCACAGGUCUGCCAGUUUCCCCAGGGAGUAGAGCAACAUGGGAUGCCCAACUUCUCAAAAUCCCAGCUGUCUCACCAUCUGUCAUGAACUGCUGUGUGAUAAAAGUGGAAUAUUAUGUUAAGGUGGCAUUGCACAUCCCAGGAGCCUACAAUCUGUCCCUUCACCUGCCCAUUGUCAUUGGUACUGUUGCGUUCAGGCGCAUCUCACCCCACAUCAUGACUGAUCCAAUGGUGCUACGCGAUGCAAACAUAUCAUAUUUUGGAAACCAGCUAUUGCCAGCUCCUCCCCCUUAUAGGGAAACGCCCACUCCGCCGCCUCCUUUUGAUGAUCCACCAACAUAUGCAGAAAGUAUUUGUGGUGCUGUGAAUAUCCAGGAUGACGACGACGAUGACGGCCUGGGAACCAUGGGAGAUUUGACCUACACACCAAUGUAUACUUACGUCUAUGACUAUCGUUACAGACCACCACCAGCUUAUUCUGAGCAUGCCCCGGAGACCUUCGAAGAACCGGAAGGGGAUGGGGAUGAUGCCCAUUUUAUACCUAUCCACUUUCUAAUGGUUCUCGACUAAGUAAUCUUCCAACGUAAAGAGAUUGAUCCGAAUCCAUUGCAUGACACCACAAGCAGUUCCGCCAAUGCUGUCGAGGGUGGUAACAGCUAGGACUAAGAGUGAGGGCGUGAAGGCUACCACCACUGUGCCAGUCUUAGCCACACAGAAUCUAAUGAUAUUUACCCCCAAGUUUGGGGCCUUGUGGACGACCCCCUUAGUUGGGGUUAUGAGCUGCUAGAAGCUGAAUUUUGCAUAGAGUGGAACCUGUGUUCGGUGGACAGAUCUUCAGGGCUCGGCAGAAUGAAGAAUUGAGCGAUUCUGGACGAUGGCAGUAGAAAGAUUCAUAAGAUCAGAAUAUGGAAAGUUAACCAGGAUUGUUUCUAGGCAUGUGAACACUUGGUUUUCAGGAUUGAAUUGAUCCUACGGAUCACGAUUGGAACUCUUUCAGAACGAAGCUACUUUAUUGCAACUUGCUUGUUCAAAUGGCGCUUGGUAGAAAUCGGUUGAAACUUAAAAACUGUUCCGUCUGUUGGCAGCAGUUACUUAAAUGGUUUUGAUGUUUUGUUUUUGUGGUCUUGCAUGUUGAGUUCUGUCCAGGUGUGUUUGUUUGUGCAGAUUUAAGUGAUAGGAAUCGCCCGGCUAAUCAACACUGCCUCAAUACUCGUACAGUUCAGUUCCGAGUUUUUUCCACACGUCUUUUGCAUCCCUGAGAUAAGAGACUUACUAAAGAGAACUGAGGGUGUGCUAAUUAGCCAAGCUGGGGAUAGUAAUUUAACAUGUUAAAUAAACAGCAGCCCAUGGGUAUAACCAAGAUUGUAACAAUGCUGUUGUCCUUGAUUUGUGACUUAACUUAUACAGGGUGUUACAAAUGGUCAGUGCGUAACAUUUUCCACUCUGGUUUUGCGUUCUCUAUGUUGAGCUUUAAGAAAGAAACAGAUUUGGACAAACAGGUUUUGAUCCCUGCAUUAUUAUCAAAAUGCCUCAUAAUAUGCUGGUUAUGAAGAAGAAAGAAAUUGCAAUGUCAGCAUGUCUGGGUAUAUUUGGGCAAGUUAGUUUAAGUUGACAAUAAUUGAUCUUUUUAUCAUGUAGAUCUAGGCUCAUUAUAGUAUGCCUAAUCCAUUUUGCUUUGCGUUGACAAAUGGGCUUGAUAUCAAAACCAUGUCGCACUUAUGAAUCAUGACUAUAAAAAUUGGCCUACAUUCACAAAGUUCGGUAAAAGCUCACUUACAGAAGCACUAAUACUUUUGUUUUAUGGCAAUUCAGCAUCUCCAGAAGGUCGUUUGUGUAUGAGACGGGCUUGUUAGAAUGGUAAGCCACACAGGUAUAUCUGUUCCGUUUGGAACUUGUCUGUUUAGAUGUUGUGCCAGACUGUCUGAAUGCUGUCAUAUAUUAACAAUGUAUCUAUAUCAUUGGUUUCAAUAUAGUAUUAUGAUGUAAUAAGUGUGAAAUAGACAAGGAUUGCAUGUACGAAAUUGAAUCAUCCCUUCAUUUUCUGAAGGGAUUUAGAAGAACAAUUUUAUAUCGAAUUAAUAUAUCGUCCAUUUAUAGUCUCGGGAGAUGUUAGUGAGAUUCUGAACACAUGUUGUAGUACUUAUUUUGGAAUUAAUAUUUGCUUUGUCACUCAUUGCAUAAUGUCAAUACCCUGGUUUCCAGACAUAUUCGAAAACUACUUGGUUAAAUCCUGGUAGUUUUCCAAUGUUCUUUUGUCUCUGAUAAACAAAUUGACACAUCUUCUGAAAAUAAUCUUUGCAAAAGUUGAUCUUCACAACAGAAAGAAAGAGGAGAAAUGGCAUUAAUUCUUAAAAUAUUUAUGUUUGCCAGUGAAUUCUGCAUGGUUCAUCGUGUUUUGUCACAAACCUCAGUCCAUGCUGGAGCCGUUGGACGACUUAGUAUGGUCUGCUUGGGAGCUUAUUCUUAUUUUUGAUCACAUGUAUUUAUACACCGAAUUUAUAUGAUGCACUUCAUGACAUUGAAUUUGUAUCACAUGGAACGUGUGUGUCAUGCAUCAAAUUUGUAGCCUUUGUUGUUUUAUAUAGAGUACCAGUAUCAUGCCUGUUGCUGUGAAAGAAGUGAUGUAUGUGUACUGUGUUUAGAGUUCAAGUUGGUGUUUUCAUGCGAUGUAUAUGGGCAUCGGCUUUAGCGUGUUGGAUUGUGAUUGUGUUUGUGCCAUUUGUGUCAGCACCACAGCAUUUGUUUACCAUAUGCUAGGUGACAACAUAACCAGGCCACCUGGCUGAAGUGACCCACUCUCUGAGCACAUUGCCUUGGCAUAAGAUGAUUUUUUAGAAAAGAUGGCAGACAAUGCCUUAACCCAGAGUUGCCAUGGGAAGGGCAACAUGAGUAAUCUAACACGCUAUUGGUGAACUUAUGUUCAUCAGUCAAUUGUACUUGUAAGUCAAUACUUUCUCUAAAAACAAAUCGUAUGAAGGCAAAGUUUAACCGUGUAUUUUGGGAAAUUUUGAAUGAGAAUUCUGGUGUAAACAUCAAAAGUGCUUCAUACAAAAUUAUGCGUAUCUUUGUAACACGUGUCUCGAACAGAAAUUUAGGAUUCAAUUACAAAAAAGGGCCGAGAUUUGUUAAAAGCGACAUUGAUUUGUUUGACCUUAUUGUGACUUUGUCAUAUCGUAUCAUUUUCAUUUCAUUUCGUUUCAUUGAAGUGUUAGGUGAGAAAGUCAAAAUUUGUAAUCGUGUUGACUUGUGUACAGUAUAAUCUAUAACAGCGUUAAAUUAUUAAAAAUUGUAUCAAAAUGUGUAAAUGCCUAUCAUUUAUAGCUGUGACGAAGGAUAUAUUAUAGUAUCCUUGCUGUACUGUGUAUAUUGUAGUGAGACUAUUUGUGCGCACAAAUUUUUUGUACUAAGCAGCAUGUCAAAAGUUGCAUUGUGUACGGGAGGAAAAUCUUCCUUCGAGAUUUUUAUAAAAUUUGUCUGUUGAUUAUAGAAGGCAUAUUUGAGGCGAAAAAGAUUCUGACAGGAAAAACAUGUAUGUGCUUGAAUUUGGGAAAAAUGACACAGGUAUUGAUGGCAUUUGGCUUGUUCAAACAGCCUUGUAGCUUCCUUUAUUUGACCUAGGAUAGUUUUGACAACUUGAGUGAGGACUAUGAAGCUAAUGAAGCGAUCCUAUGUCACUUCAAAACUUUGUGUCCAAGUGACACGUGGCAAGAUGACUCCUAUGUUAAGGAGUGGGAAUGAAAAAUGUGUAUGUGUACAGUACUUGUGAAAUUAUUGAAUUUGUCCUGAUUUAUUCGUCCAAGUUUCUUGUAGCACCAUUAUUUAGCUCGAGUUUGUUUAAUGUUGGAUGUUUGGCGUAGUUGCCCUCGAUGGGGACGUAUUUAGUUGCCUUGGGCAUUUCAGGCUUUUUGCCAACUGUGACUUAGCUUUAAUAUUUGUGGGCUGGAUCCAUUCACUGACGACACCAAUCUAUGAAAAUUGGAAAUCAAAAGAAAAUGUGGUAAUCAUUAUCAGUCAUUAAUUGAUUAAUGAAGGACUGUUGUCCUCCCUGAUAAGAUACACAAAGUUUUGACAAUAUGUAGUUCUCCUUUAGCCUGAAAUUGGUUUGGGGAUGGUGUUAUCUUCCUGUGGAAGUAACAAUUAUUUCUGAGAUUAAUUUUCACUACGGCCACUAGAGUUAUUUGUGAUAGAGCAGCUUAAACCAAACGGCAAUAUUUUCAUGCUUAUUUAGCUCAGAAAUCUCAUGACCAAAAAAUUGUGCAAUGAACAGAUAUUUACUUAAAUAUGUAUCGCUUACUUUUGCAAAGUUGGCACGGCCGCACUCGUGUCUGACAAUUUGAUGUCAGUGCAACUUAUAGCAAUGGGCAUUUUUUCACAUUAUCACCUAGUUGACUGCAUUCGAGUUCACACUAGCCAAGAGAUCUGUUUAGUACUGGAAAGAUAGUGAUCUGACUUGGCCACAAGACAUGGCUUGAAAUUUUACGUUAGCGAUUUUCAUCAUGAAUCUUGCGCAAUCCAGAAUCUGUGUGGUUUGCUUUCCACAUAUUUUUUGCUCCACGGGGGAAAUCAUGAUGAAAUUUGACAUAAUUUUUUUUGGGACACUGGACAUUUCAGCAUGAGUUUAUAUCAAAAAUGGGUUUUGUAUUGGAAUUGCAUGUAUAGUGAUUUCAUUUAACCUUUACACCCCCACUUUCAUGUAUGGACUUGUCUGGUGCAUUAGCUAGAAGAGUCCAGACAGAAAAAUUUGGGUGAAAAGAUUGAUAAAAAUGGAAGUUUGGUGUUGAAAUGUUUGUGGCUGGAUCAGGCUUGGUUUGAGCCAAACACUGGUGUUAAAUGCACAUCCUGACGCUGUACAUAAGAAAUGGAGUUAAGAACUGUUUGAGUGACACAGACUUUAAUAAAAACACACCAAAUGUCAAGGUAUCACCAACAGCAGUGUUAAUGUACCGUUAACACCAGUGUUAGUUGGGAACACUGUUUGAGCUUGAACCAGUUAAAAGGGGGCCAGUAGUGACUUGUGAUGUACAGCUUCGUCAGUUGUGUUCCUGCUAAAAUCGAACAAGCAUUUAUUUGUCUAGUUUAUUUUUUGUAAUUGUUUACAGAUUCUAAUUUUUAUUCUUGAGUUUUUGUGUUUGGGCUGCCAUAUUAAGAUAGCUGUUGAGUGGGCUGGAACAUCACUGUUUGUAUAAAAUAUGUAUGAUAAUAUUUAUGAUAACAAGAAUGAAUAAAGACUAGUCUUUAUCAAUUCUUGACUAGUCUUUGUCAAUUCUUGAUUAUAUUAUAAUCUAGAUAUUAACACUGUUUUGUAGUGAAUUAUGUACAUGUAUAGUCAUGAGUAAUUUGUACCCAAAAUCAUGACAGUAUCCAGAGCAGAUUUGUCCGAGAGAAUUGUUUGGUGCUUUGGACUUUGUGUUUGUGUAGAUUGUUAAACACUGAAUAAUACAUCAGUGCUAGAACUAGUGCUUAGGGCUUGACAUUAGGGGGUUGUAAGAUUAAAAACUGGAUUUGAACAUAUAUGUUCAUAAAUACAAUGUAUUUUCCAUUUGGACUUAAAAUUCUGGUAGAGUGGUGUUGCUUGAUGCAUGGCUUUUGAAAUAGCACCACAAAUGGCUUACAUACUGGGAACCCAGAUUGCAUUUAAGAGCACGACAAAUGGCUUAUAGAUACAUGGAUCACAGAAUGCGAGGGCGAGUUAUGUGUCAUGGGUGGACACACCGAAAACCUUCUUUGUCUGGUAAAGACUGCAUUGAGCCAGUGUCACAAUUCUGAAUUGGAGGAGAGCGUGAAAGAAACUGCUAACCCACACGGAAGUCAUUUCAAGAAAAUUGACAUUUACUUUUUUUUGUGCACUUGCCGUGUCACACAAUUGACGGCAAGGACAUCAUCUGACUUCAUCCAGUGCUUCACGGGGUCUUGCUCUCAUUGUGACUGACUUUUUUGGCGGUUUCAAAAAAAAAUUCAAAAGAGACCCCGCAUAAAGCAAUGCUUUUGAUUUAAUGCAGAAAGGGUAGUCUGACAAACAAAAUUUUAUCAAUAACUAUUUCACCAAAAGUAUGAGUAACAGGGUUUUUUCGCCAUGCCUCCAAUUAGAACAGUGGCUGCUAUUUAAACUUUGGAUGUUUUUUUAGCUGUGAUAUGACGACAAUUAAUACGAUGUACUUAUCACCCAAACAAGAAAUGACGACUCUAUUUCUUAGCGAGAUUAAAUUCUAUUUGAUAUUGAAUACUCAAAUUGUCAGCAGUUAUUUUCAAUAUAGUCCUCAUCAAAAUGUUUACUCAAACCCCUAAUGUUCAAUGUAUAAUUGUGCAAUAAACCCCAUUUUAUUGGGCAACUUCAUCGAAAUAAAUGUACUAUCAGAUUAUAGACUAUUGAUAUAAAAGGGGACUAAAGGCAGGCACAGGGAGGGCCUAUUUGUGGUCUCACAGUGAGCGCCUAUUUGUGGUCUCACAGUGAGCGCCUAUUUGUGGUCUCACAGUGACUAUGUCCACAAUAGGGAACUGAUCUGGUUUAACCCAGUAAGUCAAAUAUUCCUUGUACAAGUGUGAAUAGUGUCAGGUGUGCUGUGUGAUACUGGAGACUUUUAUUGGUGGCUUUGUAUACCUUAAUCUGGCCCACCUAGUGCCUGCCUAUAUUCUCCCUUAAAGCACUUACAUGUAUUAUUAUUCAAAUGUUAAAAAAUCCCUUCUGCAUAAUUUUUUUAAUGGGAUUGGGAAGUGGUCGCGUAAAUGAAAAGGCACAGGUUACUUGGUAUGAUAUCAGCUUUCAAAUACAUGAAAUUGCUUGAAUUUGAACAAUACACCUUGAUACACUUAUGGAAAGACAAAGUUUAAAGAUACUUGUCAACUUCAUAUAGGAAAGAGUAGCAGCUGUUUUUGAUUUCGAAGUGUUCAGGCUAGGUUUGUGAGUGUCAUCCUAAAAUUUUAAUUAACAAAACCAGAUUUUCCUGUUGUGGUGUGAAAUCUCAGGAAAUGUUCUGUCUGUGGUUCCAUGAUAAAGGGUUAAGUGGUUGUAGUGCUGAUGUGGAAUUUAUGUUCAAAUAAUAUCAAUACUAUUGACAAAACUGGCCUAUUAGAGACCUGGAGUUGAGCAGUCCAGGUGUGACACAAUCACCCAUUGAUGUCUGUACGAAGAACAUGUAAUUCUAUGAAAAAAAGUUGCAAAAAAUAAAUCGUCUAGAUUUUAAA
Messenger RNA from Lineus longissimus, 8007 nucleotides. RefSeq names its product arrestin domain-containing protein 3-like. The coding region runs from base 109 to 1395 and encodes 428 amino acids. The transcript has 10 exons. The record is from RefSeq and is a predicted model, not a curated record. Gene Ontology annotation, cellular component: cytoplasm. NCBI's taxonomy places the organism in Eukaryota, Metazoa, Nemertea, Pilidiophora, Heteronemertea, Lineidae. Gene Ontology annotation, biological process: protein transport.